Molecule: messenger RNA, 3728 nt
Organism: Macadamia integrifolia
Lineage: Eukaryota; Viridiplantae; Streptophyta; Magnoliopsida; Proteales; Proteaceae
Product: kinesin-like protein KIN-7E, chloroplastic
Exons: 25
Coding region: 194-3682 (1162 amino acids)
Biological process (GO): microtubule-based movement
Molecular function (GO): microtubule motor activity; ATP binding; microtubule binding
Source: RefSeq, a predicted model, not a curated record
AAACGCAAGUUUUUGGAGGGACUAAAGACGAAUGCGGCAGAGACCGGCAUGUGACUGAGCACUUGUCUUCUUCAGUUCCUCCCGAUUCCUCUCUCUCUCUCUGCUUUUUCAUUUCUCUUCACACUUCACAAGUUGUUCUUCACCUUCAUCAGAGCUCAUUCGACCAUUUCAGGCUCCUCUGUCACUCACCAAAAUGUCUGGAACCAGUUCCAGGACUCAAAGAUCGAGGUCCAGUAUCUCGCCGCAUCGGUCUCGGAAGUCACCGGCAGCAUCAUCUCCGGCACCGCUGGUGUCUAAGACCGUAACUCGUCCGAAGACUCCAUCGGUGUCUCGAACUCCUUCCUCGAAGCUCAUGGUGUCGCCGGCGAACUCUAUUAGCCCGUCUACGCAGAGCUUGGAACCACCUGAUCUCAGUAAGGCUAAGGAGAAUGUCACUGUUACAGUCAGAUUUCGUCCUCUCAGCGCUCGGGAGAUUAAUAAGGGGGACGAGAUAGCUUGGUAUGCUGAUGGAGAUUACACUGUUCGAAACGAGUAUAAUCCUUCAGUUUCUUAUGGUUUUGAUAAAGUAUUUGGGCCUGCAACAACCACACGCCAUGUUUAUGAUGUUGCUGCUCAGCAUGUUGUAAGUGGUGCUAUGGAAGGAAUUAAUGGCACUGUAUUUGCUUAUGGUGUUACUAGUAGUGGAAAGACUCACACAAUGCAUGGAGAGCAAAAGUCACCUGGGAUUAUUCCAUUGGCUGUGAAGGAUGUCUUUAGCAUCAUACAAGAGACACCUGGGCGGGAAUUUCUUCUUCGUGUUUCAUAUCUGGAAAUAUAUAAUGAGGUUAUUAAUGACUUGCUUGAUCCAACAGGGCAGAACCUAAGAAUACGAGAAGAUGCUCAGGGAACCUAUGUUGAGGGAAUUAAAGAGGAAGUUGUUCUGUCACCUGCUCAUGCCCUUUCUUUGAUAGCAUCUGGGGAAGAGCACAGACACGUGGGUUCUAAUAAUUUUAAUUUACUUAGCAGUCGGAGCCAUACUAUUUUCACCUUGACUAUUGAAAGCAGCCCAUGCAGUGAAAAUCAAGGGGAAGAAGAUGUGUCCUUGUCUCAAUUGAACUUAAUUGAUCUAGCAGGCUCUGAAAGUUCUAAAACUGAAACAACUGGAUUACGAAGAAAAGAAGGUUCAUACAUAAACAAAAGCUUACUUACGCUGGGGACUGUGAUUUCCAAACUAACAGAUGGCAAAGCUACACAUGUUCCUUAUCGAGAUUCAAAACUCACCCGUUUACUGCAGUCUUCUCUUAGUGGUCAUGGACAGAUUUCUCUUAUCUGUACCGUGACUCCUGCUUCUAGCAGUAGUGAAGAGACUCAUAAUACACUAAAAUUUGCACAUCGGAGCAAGCACGUGGAAAUUAAAGCAUCUCAGAAUAAGAUCAUGGAUGAGAAGUCUCUCAUUAAAAAGUAUCAGAGGGAAAUUUCCAACUUAAAGCAAGAGCUUCAGCAAUUAAAGCGUGGUAUGAUGGAAAAACCAUAUCUAAUUGCGUCUAGCCAAGAUGAUCUUGUUAAUUUGAAACUUCAGCUGGAAGCUGGUCAAGUUAAAUUGCAGUCAAGAUUGGAAGAGGAGGAACAGGCUAAGUCUGCUUUGAUGGGAAGAAUUCAACGAUUGACAAAGCUAAUCUUGGUUUCCACUAAGAAUUCAAUAUCAUCAAAUAUUCCUCAAAAGGCUGGCUAUAGACGAAGGCACUCUUUUGGAGAAGAUGAGCUAGCAUAUUUGCCAGAUAGAAAGCGGGAAUACAUGUUGGAUGAUGACACCGUUAGCCUCGAUUCAGAAUUUUCUGCUGAAGGAAGAUGUGAUUUCAGUAAUUUAGAUGAGUUGGCUAAAGAUGACAGAAAAAACAAAAGACGUGGAAUGCUCGGCUGGUUUAAACUGAGGAAGCCUGAGCACCAUAGUGGAUUAUCACCUAGAGCUGAUAGUGAAACCUCUGCUAGUGAUUCACCUGCAUCUUCCAGACCAUCGCAACACAAAUUUCUACAAAAUGACUUGAAGGAAGGGAGGCGAAAAUCAGUGAGUAGAAGAGGUGAUGAUCUUCCAAUUGUUGACUCAUUUCCAGAAAAAACCCAAGCAGGUGAACUGUUUAGUGCAACUGUUAGAGGGCGUCCACUGCCACCAAGUGGGAGCACUAUAACGGAUCAAAUGGAUCUACUCCGCGAACAGGUAAAAAUGUUGGCCGGAGAGGUAGCCUUGUGCACAAGCUCUUUGAAAAGACUGUCAGAGCAGGCAGCCAGCAACCCUGAAGAUUUGCAUCUUCAGGAAAAUAUGCUGAAGUUGAAGGAUGAUAUCAGUGAAAAAAAACUUCAAAUGCGUGUCCUUGAACAGCGGAUGAUUGGUUCAAUUGAGGCAACUCCAAAUGCGUUAAACAGUGUUGAAAUGUCUCAGGCUCUUUCCAAGCUUGCUAUUCAGCUUAAUGAGCAACUGUUUGAGCUUGAGAUUAAAUCGGCAGAUAAUAGAAUUCUUCAGGAGCAGUUGCAGAUGAAGAACUCUGAGAAUGCUGAGAUGCAGGAAACCAUCCUUUCGUUAAGGGAACAACUUAAUUCUUUGUUGGAUAAAAGCUCGUGUCAUGUAAAACAAAUUUCAGAUAGUGAGGCUAUUCCUCAUGGGAUCUGUUCAGUGGAGCCAUCUCAAAGAAAUGGAGAAUGGGAGGAUGAAUUUGGUUCACAUGACGAAACAAAUGUUGAUGAAAAGGAGCCCACAUGUAUUACAAGCUCAAAUGGCAUGUUAUUCCAAGUAGACUCCAGAAGGUGCAACAGCAAUAUGUCUUUGAAUGCUCAAGUUCUUAUGCAGGCUGCUGAGAUAGAAAACCUGAAGCAAGAGAAGGUGAUACUGACUGAAGAGAAGGAUGGCCUUGAAAUUCACAGCCAAAAGCUAGCAGAGGAAGCUUCUUAUGCAAAGGAGUUGGCAUCAGCUGCAGCAGUGGAGCUUAAAAAUUUAGCUGAAGAAGUAACCAGACUUUCAUACCAAAAUGCAAAGUUGACUGAGGACUUGGCUGAAGCCAAAGAGGCUCUUUGCAGAUCUAAUGGAUGCAAUAGGCACAAGCCAUUUAAUGCGAGGCAAGAUCACAAUAGUGGUGCCCAACUUGAAUCAUGUUUAAGAAAACCAGAGGAUGGAGUUUUAGUUGAGAAGCUGCAAAAAGAGCUUUUGGAAAGUUGCCAGAGGGAAGCUUCUCUGGAGUCUGAAUUAUCUGGAAGAGAUCAUAAAGAAAAUAAGCUGCAAAAAAGACUAGAAGAAGCAAGAAUGCGUGAAGAAGAGUUGGAGAAUGAGCUGGCAAAUAUGUGGGUGCUUGUUGCAAAGAUGAAGAAGAAUGGUUGUAGUUCCAAGGAAACCUCACCUGAGGGGUUACAUGCAUCCAAUAAAUCACACACGGGAAUAGAAAAUGGGUUUCCUUUAUCUAAUGGUCACUCAAGUAAAAUGUUUAAAUCAGUUGAAACUUGUAGGGACAUGGAUGAGUGGAGUACAUUGGAGGGAUUAAGAGUUGGCUACGAGAGAGAAAGGAGAAGGUGCAGAGAACUGGAAAGCAUUAUUUCCAGAUUAAAGAGUGAAGAUCUUCUUGGACUGGAUAUCAAUGCUCUUGAAGAACUGCAGAACUUUCAUGUGGAAGCAAUUACUAAAAUAUGCCAUGCAAAGUUUGCAGAUCCUGUCUUGUAGUUUGUUGCGUUGUCUCAUCAUUGGAGUGCUACACUAUUUGAGUUUA